UACAACGUGACCUUCCUGAAACAUUUGAUAAAGCUCUACAUCGGCACAUGUGCGCAAGACGUAAGGAAUAUUUAAGAUAUCUAUAAGGAUGCAGACAUUACUUGUGAUCAUUUAAUGAAAAAAGAGGGAGAUCUGGAUGAACCGCUUGGGUCACUCAUUUUGCUCAGUUUUCCCUUCGGGUUUUACAAACAGUGGUGGUUAAAAGUCUUCCUCCAGAGAGCAGCGACUUGCUUACAAUGUUGCGGCUUAUUAUAAACAAAGGUUGCGCCACACUUUGUAAGAGCAGUCAUUUUUUGACAUCCACGAGGCAAAUGUGCGGUUUCCUGAUGCUGGACAGGACCAGACUUCAGGUGAACAACCUGAGCCACUUCAGUACCGGGGGAGCUGUGUGGAAAGAUGCCCUGGAAAUGAAACAAGACAAAUCCGAGGAGACUGAGACAUUGGAUCUGGACAGAUGGAAGUCUGUUAUGAUAUCCCAAGCUACAUUCAAGGAGCAGGAUGUCAGUGAAGAAGUGAAAGCAAACGCUGAAGGGGAAAUACUGGAAGACAGUGGAGGCAUCUCGAAGGAGCGAUCUUCACUGGAGGCGACUCGUGAGCUGGUUUUAAUGUGGCGGCAAGCUGGUAAGCUUGUACCCCAAGAAAUGACAGAGGAGCAGGUCCGCACACUGGCAGAGCUCGACACCAAGUCGGGCCGAAAGAAGUACCUGAAGUUCCUUGCUACCAAAGAACGUUACAAACUGGUCCAGAAGGAAAAGCAGCAGCGGAAAAAAGCUGAAAGGGAAGCAUCGAUGACGGAGCAAAGGGAGCUGGACGGUAACACAGAGGAGGAGGAUGGUCAGCGAGGACACAAAAUGAAAAACACAAUGUUUCUCCAAUUCUGGGACCGUUCUCUGGACAAGGUGUUGGCUUGGAGGAGUGCCCAGGCCAUGCGGUUUGAUCAGCCACUUGUAUUUGACAUGAGCUAUGAGUCCAACAUGUCCAGGCGGGAGAUAGAUAAUACAGUGGCGCAGUUGCUUGAGGUGGAAGGAUGGAACCGGCGGGCCACGGAGCCCUUUCACCUCCACUUUUGCAAUCUGCAGCCAGACGCUCCCUACAAGAAGGAGCUGCUGAAACGAUACGGUCCCGAAACCUGGGACCGUCUCCUCGUCACCAGCACUGAGCGUCAGCACAUCGAUCUGUUUCCCAGAGAACAGCUUGUAUACCUCACUGCAGACUCCCCCAAUGUGCUCCGCAGCUUUGACCACUCCAAGGUCUACGUCAUUGGGGCUCUGGUGGACCGGUCAAUCCAGUCAGGCUUGUCAUUAGCCAACGCCAAGCGCCUAAAGCUGGCCACAGCCCGUUUACCACUGGAUGAAUAUCUUCACUGGGAAGUUGGAGCCAAAAACCUGACUUUGGACCAGAUGAUCCGCAUCAUGCUCACUGUCAAGGAUACUGGGAAAUGGGAAGAAGCAUUAAAGUUUGUUCCUACGAGGAAGCAUGAUGGUUUCCACCAACAGAAGACACAAUCAAAGGCUACAAAUAACACAGCCAGAAGUCUCACAAAUCGUGGAUCAAGACAGAAUGACGUUGAGUUUGUUAAGUCUGGAGAAAGAGACACUGGAAGGAUGUUUUUGAAUCUUAACAAGUCUGACAAAAAGUCCACCUUCAUUGGUAGAGACAGAUGGCCUGGGUCACCCAAUGCCAGAGAAAGCAAACAAUCUCCUACUAAAGUACGGACAUCAUUUAAAAGUGACAUGGAAGCAAAAAAAAUUCCACGUAAACACAAUACUUGGUGGCAUGAUGAGUGACGUAAACAAGAUUUGAUCACAUGUAUGUAAGCAAAUGUUAUCGUCAAAUGUCAGUAAAGGACACGGGGCAAAUACAAUCUUGACAGUUCUGGUGGAAUAUUAAAAAUUAUAUGUCCCUAUAAAGGGUGUUUGCUUUAUGUUCAUGAAUAUUGUAGUUUACAUUUACACAUGGGUUGACAACAUACGUUUAUGUUUCAUAGUUCCACAAAAGAAAAAUAGCUCCAUGAGUUACAAUGCUUCAAUGUACAUAACCGGCUAAGAUCAGGGAUUCUCUACUCAGCUAUCUGAGCUCAUCCAAUAGUAUAUUGGGGUCAUCUGAGGGGAAAAAACAUUGAAGAAAAAAAGAAAACCUGGUGAGGGCUUAAAAUUUAGAGAGGAAAAAAACAUCAGUUGUGAUGAAAGAAAUUAAUUAAUAUUUGAUGCAGAAGUGAAUACCUUCACAAUGAAGCACUUAAUUAUUACAUAUUUAUGUGGCUAAAAAUUAGGACAGUUCAUAAAAUAUACUUUUGGGGGUGGUUUUGAAUGAUUUUUGAAACUCCCUGUCAGUCAUUUCCUGCGUUUAAUAUU
This is a messenger RNA of Cololabis saira (Pacific saury), 2354 nucleotides long. RefSeq names its product tRNA methyltransferase 10C, mitochondrial RNase P subunit (gene trmt10c). Gene Ontology annotation, cellular component: nucleus; nucleoplasm; mitochondrion. Lineage: Eukaryota; Metazoa; Chordata; Actinopteri; Beloniformes; Belonidae. The record is from RefSeq and is a predicted model, not a curated record. Gene Ontology annotation, molecular function: tRNA binding. The transcript has a single exon. The coding region runs from base 237 to 1787 and encodes 516 amino acids. Gene Ontology annotation, biological process: positive regulation of mitochondrial translation; mitochondrial tRNA 5'-end processing.